CCCAUGUGCGUCCAUCCGCAGACAUCGCUGUCGUGUGUGUGCUGCGUUUGAAGCACCGUGGGAAAGCCGAACAGGAUGGUGCAACCGUCGCUGUGCUUCCUGGGGGGCCUUUUGGGCCUGUUUCUAAUGGCUCCCGUUCUGAUGGCUUCCACGCCCGCCAGCAUGUGCACGCCCCUCAAGACGCUCAACGACAGCCUGAGCCACAGGCGACGGUACAUGAAGCACAACUUUCCCAUCAACUAUGCCAUCCGAGUUCAUCAUGAGGAAAUUUUUAAGCUGUCAAAUAUCAGCAAAAUGAAAUUAAAGGUGGAAGGACUGGAUGAGCUGGUUCUCCAGAGGCUGUGGUUUCAAGUGAACCAAGGCGUCUUAAAAAAGAUCAUCCGGGUUUUGCCGGAGAGGCAUCCUUCGCGUCCUUACACAGCGGAGUUGGAGAGACGGUUCAGGGAUGCUGAGGGAGUCUUUGUUCAGUCGCAUCCUGCUGAGGUGUUCCAGCAGGAGCUUCCAGAGACGAUCCAAGACAUUUGGGAUCAGUUAACAGAGGAGCCUGAGAGAGUGCCGGUGUCCAGCUGGAGGUUCGCGUCUCCAAAAUCUCUGGUGGAUAACUUGUGCCACACCAUGUGCUGCCUUUUCUGGGAGUGCUUUUCCAGCACAGUGUCUUCUCUGGACUACUGUGCAGUCUCCCAUUCAAAGAAGGGCAGAAAAACGCAGAGCCCAGAAUUGGAGACGGCGCCCACGGAGCCUGCAGAGUGGUGACUUCCACGUUGAUGCCGCCCAGAGACUCCAGUGAUUCACAGGAAAAACCCAUUUCAACAAGUCAUUUCCACAAAGAGCCAAGAUCAUUGUACAGACUGAAAACCUUGGCACCAAGCAGCGGUGAGACCCGACAGAACAUGUUGGUAUAGCGACGCCACCUGUGCUUCAUUUAGUAGCGUACGGACUUUCCAUGUAGCCGAAAUGCGGCUCAGCUUUGAGAGGAACCUUCAGGAUUUCAGCUGGGACGCUGGAUCUUUUCCUUGAAGAUCUUUCCUGCUUCUGGUAACUCAUCUGUCAGAUGUGUUUAUGUUUCAUAUGUUAAUAACGAUGAUGAAUGCAUUGUUUUCUGAGAUGAAUUCUUUGGGAAGAAACUUCUCAACAAAAGGCUAACAGAAAGAGACAGACUUUGUACCACAGCCAAGCAUCCCGAUAUAUCAUGUUAUUUAAAAACAAAUGUUUUACAGCUGUGCUACAGGCUUGGAUUGCAUAAUCGAAGAGCUAUCCAAAAAAGUAUGUUCAUUUUCAUUUGCUGCUCCGUGGAUUUAUGUUGUUUUUUUUCAUCUGUUAAAAAAAAAGGAAGAAAAACAAACUUGGUCAACUGACAACAUAUUUACCUUCCUUUUUACCGAACUCUGUGUUCAGCAUAAAUCUGUUUCAGUUUGUUUUUACCAGAAAGGCCAUGAAUUCAAAGGCAAGUUUAUGGAAAACGAUGAAUUGAAUGAAUGAAUUGGCACUUGAGUUUUAUUUGAGUUUCCUGAGUUUUGAAAGGAAUCUGGAGAGAAACCAAACUGGUGCCUUCGCAAAACAUGACAAGCAUCGAGUUUGGUCUUGAUGCAAAAAUUAGAGUCUUCUGACUGAAAUUUUAAUAAAAAAACCCGUCAGAGUUCCUAAAAUCUUCGGCUGAAGUUUCAAGAUGUGACAGGAAAGAGCAUGAUGCCAUAAGAAUUAGGAUUGUAUAAUUAUAUAGAUUCUUCGAUAUCUAUUGUUUUACACCCUUGAAAGGUAUUGAUUUUUCACCAGCGAGUAUUGAUACAUUAAACCCUAGGGGUACAUUGGCUUAUACAGUCUUUUUAACAUGUCUGGUUUGUGAUAGCCAGCAAGACUCCGCCUCCCCAAGUUUCACUUUCAUCCAUCCAUCCAUCCAUUUUCUGUUCACCCUUGUCCCUAAUGGGGUCGGGAGGGUUGCUGGUUCCUCUCCAGCU
Molecule: messenger RNA, 1955 nt
Organism: Gambusia affinis (western mosquitofish)
Lineage: Eukaryota; Metazoa; Chordata; Actinopteri; Cyprinodontiformes; Poeciliidae
Gene: il34
Product: interleukin 34
Exons: 7
Coding region: 76-753 (225 amino acids)
Biological process (GO): positive regulation of cell population proliferation; positive regulation of monocyte differentiation; positive regulation of protein phosphorylation
Molecular function (GO): macrophage colony-stimulating factor receptor binding; cytokine activity
Source: RefSeq, a predicted model, not a curated record